AGGUCGAUGCAUUUCAUGGCGCCUGUUACAUAGUAUCUUCACGGACACUUUCUGCUGGCACGGCCGGAAGCGAAACAUCAAGUCUUGAACGCUUACAGUGAUCCUCACUUACGAGGUCAAUGAUGCCAGACAGAUCGCCGCCCACAUCGUCACCAACGUGCGCGUGACGGACUUGGCGCGGAAUCUGACACGCUUCAACGCGUUCUCGGCACGCCAAGCAGACUGUCUCGAGUAUGCUAUGAUUGUCAACCUCGCGUUUCGUCCAGCCUUGGGCGACGCCCUGGCUGAUGCGCUCUUGGCUGAAGUACAGGCAGCCCUCGCAGUGGCGGUCGAAGACCCGGGUGCCUACAGUGGCGCCGGGAACAAGUACGACAUCGCGGUCGCUCGUCAAGAAGCUAUUCGCGAGGCCUGGAGACAGCAAGGAGAACUUGAUGCCCACUUCCCGACGACCAGUCGGACCAAUCUCCAGGAAAAGAUCUCCGCCGAAUGCCGCCGGCUACUCGCAGACUUUCGCCGGGAAGGAGCGGAAGAGACCCCUGCAGGCGCCAUUCUGGCUGCUGUCGAUCUUGAGCGGGCACAAGCGCCGGAGCCCGAUGGCCGAGCCGCAGAGGAGAUUCAUGAGCACGACGACGGCCAGCAAGAAGUGGACGAAAGGCCUGAUGAGGUUGCAGACGCCCCGCUGCCCCACGAUCGGGCGCUGAUCGCACCGGACUGGGAAGUGACAGUCCGCAAUCUUGCCAGCAUCGCGGCGGAAAUCGCUCAAGAAUUGGGCGUGGCACCUCUGCCACUGCGGGACGGCUGUGUACUUACGCGCUUGCCGUUCGUCCCUCCCGACUGGAGUGACCAAACGACGCCCCGGGACGCACGUCAGGCAAAUGACCUGAGUGACCUGUGCGAUGCACUGAAGCAAGCACCUCGACCGCCCCCGCAAGAUCCUCAUUCGUGCGCCCCACCACCAGGCUUCUUGAACGAUGCCGCCAGGCAUGCACGCAGCGCAGGUACGUUGUACCUUGCUUGGGUCCGGCUCGCUUUUCUGGGUCAGUUGGACAGAUGUCGGGUGACUGGACUUCCGCUUCGAUGGGCCGCGGCAACUUGUACAAGCCGAGAUCCGCUUCGAGUCACAAAAGUCGCCCAUCUUGUCCAUGAUUUGCCCAUCAGUCAUGGCUUCUCCGUACAAUGGCCCACCUCUCUUCGGCAGUUCGACUACGGUCGAUGGAACGUGUCCGUCGAAUCUUGGUUCGGCAACUGCUGGCUAAAGACGCAUCGUCCAGCCUCCUUAGCAGCAACGUUGAGCCGCCGAACAGAGUCGUUGGUUCAAGCCACUGCUCUGAUGGAGUUUGCCGCUCUGGACGAAGAAGAAAGAGAGGAGGUCGUCCAGUAUUGCCGAUCGGGGCUCGCGUUGCCAGCGUCCUUCGCACAUAAUUAUCUACUGCCGGGUUAACAGGUCUAUUGGGUACGAAGGGCAGAUCACCCGGUCUCGCAGGUACAGCCUCAAAAGAGAGAGGUAGAAGGAGUAGCGGACCUCCAGAUGGAGGAUACUCAUACUGAGGUACUGAUAAGGAGCCAAGUCCUCUUUCACACCGCGGACGUUAUUCCGUUGAUAUAUGCAACGCCCUCUCAUACA
Messenger RNA from Microstroma glucosiphilum, 1624 nucleotides. RefSeq lists its product as hypothetical. NCBI's taxonomy places the organism in Eukaryota, Fungi, Basidiomycota, Exobasidiomycetes, Microstromatales, Microstromataceae. The transcript has a single exon. The coding region runs from base 239 to 1441 and encodes 400 amino acids. The record is from RefSeq and is a predicted model, not a curated record.